UUGCUGUCUUUUGAUUUUUCUAAAGAGAUAAUUUUAUUCUAGGGUUAUAUGGAAUUUUCUGAUUCGGGAAAAGUUAAAGAAUAUGAAGAAUCACAAAUACAAUAUUUUCUUAAUCGAUUUCAUUUAUCUCGAAUAUCAAUUCGUUUACUCAUUUAUCAGCAUACUAUGUGUUUUGGUGAAGAAAUACCUGAACAUCCGACACAUCUUGGUUUCGUUGAUCCUCUUUGUUAUGUGGAAGAUAUAAUCAAAGACGCAUUUGAAAAUGCCCAAUUUUUAUGUGAAGGUUAUUAUUUAACAGCUCCUUCAUUGGAACUUCGUUGUAUUAAUGCAACAAACCCCGAUGAGCCAAUAUGUAUAGCUUAUGUUCCAUCACAUCUGUAUCAUAUUAUGUUUGAAUUAUUUAAAAAUUCUAUGCGUGCAACUGUUGAAUAUGCAGAAAGUAAAAAAUUAAGCACAACAUUACCACCGAUAAUAGUUGAUAUUGUUAAAGCAAAAGAAGAUUUGACUAUUCGUAUUAGUGAUCGUGGUGGUGGAAUUCCACGUUCUAAAGCAGAUAAAAUCUUUAGAUAUAUGUAUUCAACUGCACCAAGACCUGUAUCAUUAACUGAUUCUCAACAUUCAGGUCCAGUGCCAUUAGCAGGUUUUGGUUAUGGCCUUCCGAUAAGUCGACUUUAUGCUCGAUAUUUUAAUGGUAAUUUGGAGAUUCAUUCUAUUGAUGGACAUGGUACUGAUGCUUAUAUUUAUCUUCAAGCUGUUGAAGAUCAAGCUAGUGAAUGGUUACCAAUAUGUAAUCGAGCUGCUUAUGAAUAUUAUACAUCACGAAAAUAUCAAUCAGAUUGGACAAAAAAGAAAUAA
Messenger RNA from Rotaria sordida, 855 nucleotides. NCBI's taxonomy places the organism in Eukaryota, Metazoa, Rotifera, Eurotatoria, Philodinida, Philodinidae. The record is from the annotation of a GenBank genome assembly.